This is a messenger RNA of Saccostrea echinata, 1348 nucleotides long. Its product is annotated as protein SSUH2 homolog. Bases 42 to 1181 code for a protein of 379 amino acids. The transcript is spliced from 13 exons. Lineage: Eukaryota; Metazoa; Mollusca; Bivalvia; Ostreida; Ostreidae. The record is from RefSeq and is a predicted model, not a curated record.
UUGCCAUUCAAGACACCCAAGAAAUCCAAAUCACCGUAACCAUGACAAGCGUUGGUCCUGAGAGUGAUGACGAUCAAGUGGAUGAAAGCGAACCAGUCGUCUGCGAGGGCCUUAAUGCAGAGGGAACUGAAGUCAAACCAAAACUUGAUUUUGCCACGGUACCUGGAUAUAGCAAUGUUCGACUCGACCAAUCCUUACUUCCCCCUCCACCCAUUGAAUUUGUACCCCCUAAGGAUAGUAAACAGCCGGAUUUCAUGAGUGCACCUGUUAUUUCCGAAGAGACUGCGCGACAAGCUUUAUUAGAACAUGUUUCACAACAGUGUUGCUGGGGAAAGGGUGCAGCUGAAAAACUGAUAUUCAAAGGACUACAAUCAUCUACCUCUUACCAUUAUGUAUUGGAAACGUUUACAGAAGAAAGAAGUACGAAGUGGGAUUUUGAACCUUUCCAUGGUCAACCCGUUAACGGACCACAAAAUGGUCCAGCCCCGGGCCCCUGGGAUAUUCCAGCUUCGUUCAGUAAAUAUUUCGUGGAUGAAACGCAGCACCACGAGGUUCCUUUCACUGCCUAUGUAGAGGAUUGUCAUAAAUGUAAUGCGAGGGGAUAUGUGAGAUGUGGUAAAUGUCUGGGCAGAGGAAAGGUGAGAUGCGGGACUUGUCGCGGCACAGGAAGGAGACGGGUGUACCGUAAUGGAGAGCAACGCAUUGUGUCAUGCUCAAGGUGUUUUGGAGGGAAAAGAAGAUGCCCGCGGUGUGGAGGAGACGGUCGGAUAACCUGCCCCGUGUGUAAGAGUCACUGUCAGUUAAAAUGGUAUAUCAAACUCACAAUCAACUGGAAAAAUAACAUAGGGGAGCAUGUUGUGGAGAAGACGGAACUACCAGACCAUCUGGUCUCACAAGCUGCGGGGACUCUAGGAUUUGAGGACACACAAAUAAGAGUGAUGCCGAUAUCUCGGUUUCCAGUCACUGAAAUAAAUGCGGCUUCAGGCAGAUUGGUUGCCAGUCAUCAAUUUCCUAAUCGUAGAAUUCACAUGCAGCAUCAUAUAAUUCGUAUGGUACCAGUGACUCAAUGCUUUUGUCAGCACAAAGAAAAGGACGUCAAUUACUUCGUCUACGGUCUGGAGAGCAGAGUCCAUGCUCCGGAGUAUCCCGAUCAAUGCUGCUGGGGAUGCACUAUACUUUAAUUACUGGAGGUCAAAAUACUUUCUUGGACACGUGUACAAAAAUUCAGUAUUAUAAAUACAGAUGUAUAUUUUUUAGGUCAAUUUUGAAGCAUUUCAAACUUGUGCUAUUUUUAAAUACACAUGUAUUUUUAAAAGUGUUUCCGCUCAUAGUGCACUUAAAUAUUUUA